CAGGCACAUAUCCCCUCGGUCCAAAUCACUGAAUAUAAAGCAAUAUUUUCGCUUCCCCGUAAAAACAACUAGCUUUGCAUAUUUAUUUAUUCAUUAAAUAAAUCGAGUAUAAUAAUAAUGCUUAAAUAUUGUAGUACAAAAAGACUCAUUUUUUUUUUAGUUUUCAAUUCACAUAUCACACUGUGUCCCCAUCUGUAUAGCUGAGAGCCUGAGUCCUUUUGGCUUUAUGCUACGAACCUUGUGCAGUUUUUAUCUAUUUGGGUAGGUAAAAAUAUAACCUAUUGGAAUGUGUGAAUUCUAGCUUAAGAUAGGGGUGGGAGUUUCAUGCUUAUCUUUGGCGUGAAGAAUCUCAAUAACUGCUCUGUAGCCAGAGAUUUGCAGACCAAGGCAAACAGAAUUGUGUUAGGAUCAAUUACACAGAAUUCACAUACUUAACAAAAUUCCCAGAUCUCAAGGCUUUCAGAAUAUCAGGUCUUUUUUUCCUGCUCCUACAAUCAAAAACUCAUUUCUUGGUCCCCCCAUCCACACCGAAAUUGUGUCAAUUUAGUGCUACUAUGCAAGCCUCUGUUUUUUGGUUCAAGACAGCAACUUUUUCAUCUGGGCCCCUUCUUUUCCUUCUGCAAGUGGGUUUGGAGCUGAAGGGAUAAAUUUGAUGUAGUUUUGUGGGACAAGUGGAAAAAAAGCAUUAUUCUUGGUGAAAUUGUGGAUUUGCUUUAUGGGAUUCUGAUUCUUGGUUUUACUUUUUCUGGGUUUAGCUGUUGGGUGUUGAAAAUGGUUUAUGUCCUGUGGGGAGGCUGUGAAUUUUUUUGAAUAAUGGCUUGUGCUGUGAACGGAAUUAAAUUUUUUCUGAUAAGGUGAAAAUUGGUGGAGCGAGUCUAAUUACCUAAGUAUGGAAAGACGAAAGUGUGUGCUCUGGAGGAUAGUACUGCUGGUUUUGGCAAUAUUGAUAGAGGGUUCUCACUCAACUCUCUCUCCUUCUGGUGUGAAUUAUGAAGUCGUGGCUUUAAUCGCGAUAAAGAAUGCUUUACAUGAUCCUUAUAAUGUCCUAGAGAACUGGGAUGCCAAUUCUGUGGAUCCUUGUGGUUGGAGAAUGAUCACUUGUUCAUUAGAUGGUUAUGUUUCUGCUCUAGGGCUGCCUAGCCAGAGCUUGUCUGGAACCUUAUCACCUGGAAUAGUAAAUCUCACCAACUUGGAAUCUGUGUUGCUGCAAAACAAUGAAAUUAGUGGUCCUAUUCCAGCUGUCAUUGGCAAGCUUCAAAAGCUAAAGACACUCGAUCUCUCUAACAACAUGCAUACUGGUGAACUGCCAAGUUCUUUGGGGGAUCUCACUAACUUGAAUUAUUUGCGGCUCAACAACAACAGCCUUAGUGGAUCCAUUCCUGACUCUCUUUCCAAUAUUCAAAGUCUCACCCUUGUGGAUCUUUCGUUCAAUAACUUCAGUGGUCCGUUGCCAAGACUUUCUGCUAGAACUUUCAAAAUAGUUGGUAAUCCUCUAAUUUGCGGGCACACGUCUCAAAACAAUUGUUCCAUUGUCUAUCCAGAGCCGUUGUCCUUCCCGCCGGACGCCGUUAAAGAUAAAUCUGACUCCGGGGCAAAACAUCACCUUGCUAUUGUCUUUGGGGCAAGCUUUGGUGGUGUCUUUUCAUUUGUGCUCGUUGUUGGUUUGCUCUUCUGGUGGCGGUACAAGCGCAAUCAACAGAUUUUUUUCGAUGUUAAUGAGCAAUAUGAUCCUGAGGUACGCUUAGGCCACUUAAGAAGGUACAGCUUUAAGGAACUCCGAGUUGCAACCGAUCAUUUCAACUCGAAGAACAUAUUAGGGAAGGGAGGAUUUGGGGUCGUGUACAAAGGCCGGUUGAACAACGGGACUUUAGUGGCCGUUAAACGCUUAAAAGACUACAAUGCCGCAGGUGGCGAAAUCCAGUUCCAGACCGAAGUCGAGCUCAUCAGCUUAGCUGUCCACAGGAAUCUACUCAAGCUCUGGGUGGGCACUGCCCGUGGGCUCGUUUACCUUCACGAGCAGUGUGACCCGAAAAUCAUUCACCGGGACGUAAAGGCAGCAAAUAUUUUAUUGGAUGAGGAUUUUGAGGCAGUAGUUGGGGACUUUGGGCUGGCGAAGCUGCUCGACCACCAUGAAUCCCACGUCACCACCGCAGUGAGAGGUACCGUGGGCCACAUUGCGCCUGAGUACCUCUCCACUGGCCAGUCCUCUGAAAAAACCGAUGUGUUUGGGUUUGGGAUUUUGUUGCUCGAGCUCAUCACCGGCCAAAAGGCAGUCGACUUUGGCCGUGGGAGCACCCACAAAGGGGUCAUGCUCGACUGGGUGAAGAAGCUCCAUCAAGAAGGGAAGCUAAACUUGAUGGUGGACAAGGACCUAAGGUGCGACUAUGAUAGGAUCGAAUUAGAGGAAAUGGUCCAAGUGGCACUCCUUUGCACUCAGUUCAACCCUUCUCAUCGGCCUAAAAUGUCGCAAGUUUUAAGAAUGCUCGAGGGCGACGGCUUGUGUGAAAAAUGGGAGCAGAUGCAAAAUGUUGAUCCUCAGAGAUGCCGUUCGACUGAAGAUCCUUCUCAAAGAUAUGUCGAUUACAUAGAGGACUCGUCCCUUGUUGUUGAGGAUAUGGAACUCUCGGGUCCGAGGUAGCAUUUGUUUUUUAUUUUUUUUGUUUUUCUUUUUCUCCUUUCGGCACUGUUAGGUUGUCUAUGUUUAUUAUGUCGAGAUUGGGGGAAAAGAAAAAUGAAAAAAGGAUGGCUUGCUUUUGGCAUACAAAUACAUUGUCGAUAGUUCAUUGUGUCUGGAUGUAUUUCACUUGUAAAAAAAGAAAGGAAAGCCUUUUGUCCAAGAUAAGGUAUUUAUCCAUGCUAGUUAUAUGCUUGUAAUAUUUAUGGAAGCACUCGGGGAAAUACAGUAAAGCUCAAAUUCAGUUAAAUUAGGCCUGUUUUUUCUAGCUCGUGUGUUACAUUUUGCAGUCAACAGUUUACAAUGCAGCGGUAAUG
Messenger RNA from Striga asiatica, 2991 nucleotides. The record is from the annotation of a GenBank genome assembly. NCBI's taxonomy places the organism in Eukaryota, Viridiplantae, Streptophyta, Magnoliopsida, Lamiales, Orobanchaceae.